AUGCGGGAUUUAUUGUGUACAAAACCCGGAGUCGACCUAGCGGAACGGCACCUGAAUGAUUCCUUCCGAUUCCUCAUCGAGGACCUGAUGACCCUGUGGAAGAGCUUCGCCGAUGAAAGCAAGUUCCGCAAUGAACUCUACCAGCGCUUCCUCAGUCAGGCCUACGUGGUUGCGGCCGAAUCCCGCGCGGUCUACCAGUCCGUGCAACGAUGCGCCGCAGGGCCUUAG
Molecule: messenger RNA, 228 nt
Organism: Dibothriocephalus latus
Lineage: Eukaryota; Metazoa; Platyhelminthes; Cestoda; Diphyllobothriidea; Diphyllobothriidae
Source: the annotation of a GenBank genome assembly